This is a messenger RNA of Asparagus officinalis (garden asparagus), 3017 nucleotides long. Its product is annotated as receptor like protein kinase S.2. Gene Ontology annotation, cellular component: plasma membrane. Gene Ontology annotation, biological process: protein phosphorylation. Gene Ontology annotation, molecular function: ATP binding; protein kinase activity. NCBI's taxonomy places the organism in Eukaryota, Viridiplantae, Streptophyta, Magnoliopsida, Asparagales, Asparagaceae. The record is from RefSeq and is a predicted model, not a curated record.
GGGUUUUUCCCCUGAAAAUUAGGCUACGAAUCAUCUUCAUAAAUUAGCCGCGUUUGAGUCAUAAAUAACAAACAGAUAUAAGAAGCGUGCAAUUUCAAAUCCACAAUGCAUUCCCACCAGAAAAACACUGCUCAAAGACGUUGUUGAAUACCUCCACAAAGUCAAUAAGAUCACCCACAUGCCACCUAAAUAAAGCAGCACGCUCAUUACCAAACUUUCUCCUAACCCCUCUUUACUCUUCUCUAUAUCAACUCGAUCCCACCUGAUCCCUUCCUCUUCAUCUUCAACAAUAAGCGUACAUACAUGUAACUAGACUAAAGCCAUGCCUCUCAACCGCCUUUGCUUCAUCCUCCCAGCCGACUCUGACGAGAUCGAACCACCAGCGCAGACUCCAAAAAAACACCGAGAUAUCGGUAUCCGCUGUAGGGUUUCCGCCGCUGUCCACCGGACUUUGCACUGGUUCUGCAACCGGCGAUGGCACGAUAUGUGCCUGUGUUUCGCCUACAACCCCUCGAUUCACCAUCAGGAUUCCUCCCGGUUCGAGGACAUUCAUGGCAUAGACGAUGACCGCAACAGCAAGAAGGUCACGGGCAGCACAAACCCAAGAACCUUCAGCUACGCUGAGCUCUACAUCGGAACCAAUGGCUUCAGCGACGAUGAAGUACUAGGAAGCGGUGGUUUUGGCCGUGUUUACCGUGCAGUCUCAAGCGAUGGCACGUCGUGCUGCGUCAAGAUAGUGGCAGGAAGGCCCGGAGACCAAGUUUGAGAGAAGACGUUUUGCAGCUGAGCUUGACGGGUGGCUGCUCGGACGCAGCUCCCGCCACCGCGAGAUCAGUUGUUAUCGGCUAGGGGAUGGCACUGUGUUCUACCGAAUAACCAGCUGCUCUUUGUUUACUGAUCUACAUGCCCAACACUAGGUCUCUGCGACCGGCUUACUCUUGCUCAGCCCUCAUCGCCAGCCCCACCGCUCAGUUGGGACCGAAGGAGGAAGAUUGUGUUCGGACUUGCAGCUGCUCUUUUUUACCUUCAUGAGCAGCUCGACACGCAAAUCAUCCACCGGGAUGUCAAGACCAGCAAUGUGAUGCUGGACUCCGGCUACAAUGCCAGGCUCGGUGAUUUUGGCCUAGCUCGCUGGCUCGAGCACAACCAGCUUGGGAUCUCAAUGCGGUCUUCAAAGUCGGUUAACGAAGAAAACUACCAGUUCCGGUUAACUGAGACCAGCCGAAUUGGGGGUACAAUUGGAUACCUUCCCCCUGAGAGUUUCCAGAGGAAAGGAUCAGCAACUACCAAAUCUGAUGUCUUUAGCUUCGGCAUAGUGGUACUCGAGAUCGCCACUGGGCGACGGGCGUUAGACCUGACAUACCCCGAUGAUCAGAUCAUCAUGCUCGAUUGGGUGCGACGGUUAUCAGAUGAGGGCAAGUUAUUGAACGCCAGUGAUCAAAGGUUAGAGGAUGGAUCCUAUCCGCUAUCAGAGAUGAACAAGCUGAUACACGUUGGCCUCCUCUGCUCUCUCCAUGAUCCCCAAUCUCGGCCCACGAUGAAAUGGGUCAUGGAGGCUUUAUCAGGAGCCAUCAAGCUCCCUGAUCUACCAUCGUUUCAGUCACAACCUUUGUACAUCUCCUUAUCAUCUUCAUCCAACACUACCACUACCACGACGAAGUCCACAGACACUGCCCCAUAUUUUCUCACCGCUGCCGGCAGCACAAUGUUCCUCACCGCUGACAAUGGCUGCAACGGUGGCUCGAAGAAAAGUGGUAGCAACAGUGACGAAAACAAUGGAAGACGCUCUUUCAAAUCCUUCCCCAAUGUCGACACACCCCGAGAAAUCCCAUACAAGGAUAUCAUCACCAUCACCAACAACUUCUCAGAAUCUCAGAUGGUUGCUGAGAUGGACUUUGGCACUGGUUAUUGCGGCUACUUAGACAAUCGCAUCCAUGUUUUGGUGAAGCGUCUUGGUAUGAAAACAUGCCCAGCGCUGCGAGUUCGUUUCUCCAACGAACUUAAGAACCUUGGGAGACUCAGGCACCGGAAUUUAGUCCAGCUACGUGGAUGGUGCACAGAGCAAGGGGAGAUGCUCGUCAUCUACGACUACUCUUCCAGUGGCCUUCUGAGUCACCACCUCUUCCAUUACAAGAACUCUGUACUCGCCUGGCACCAUCGAUACCAAAUCGUGAAAUCUCUCGCAUCUGCAAUCAUUUACCUCCAUGAGGAAUGGGAUGAGCAGGUGAUACACAGGAACAUAACAUCAUCCGCAAUCUUUCUUGAUCCAGACAUGAACCCCAGACUUGGUAGUUUCGCUCUUGCUGAAUUUUUAGCCAGGAAUGAGCAUGGGCACCAUGUCGCGAGCUUGAAAUCUUCGGGCGCCAGAGGAAUCUUCGGUUAUAUGUCACCGGAGUAUAUGGAGUCUGGAGAGGCAACUACAAUGGCUGAUGUUUACAGUUUUGGUGUGGUUGCGUUGGAGGUUGUUAGUGGACUGAUGGCAGUGGAUUUCCGCUGGCCAGAUGUACUGCUGGUAAAGAAAGUAUCCAGCUUUGAAGCAAGCAAGAGGCCAUUAGAGGAGCUUGCUGAUCUGAGAUUGGAUGGUCAGUUUGAUAGCAAGGAGCUGAAGAGGCUAGUGAAGCUGGGGAUUGCGUGCACUCGCUUAGAUCCCGAAUCAAGGCCAACCAUGAGGCAGAUUGUCAGCAUACUAGAUGGUAACGACGAGUUGUUGAAGAUAUUGAAGCAUAAGAGAGAGGGAUGUGAAGAUUGGGCGGAAAAGAAUGCAGCCUCUCUGUCUCUGAUCAGGAGAAUCAAAGCUCUUGGUAUACAGUGAGAGCGGACAUAUUAAUCAGAUUGUAUCUCAUAAAUAUCAUAUGAAUUGAGAAUUCUAGUGUGCUAAUUUGAUGUCAUUUGUUUGUGUUCAUGCUUAAGGUUUUGCAAGGUCUUAGAUAGUAGCAUGAAAAUACUUGCAAUUUGUAAUGAAUGAAUCAAAAUGUGUGAACAUGAAAAAACUUGGCAAAAGUGCUAUUUUUUUGGUA